Molecule: messenger RNA, 1155 nt
Organism: Pezoporus flaviventris
Lineage: Eukaryota; Metazoa; Chordata; Aves; Psittaciformes; Psittacidae
Product: serine/threonine-protein kinase pim-1-like
Exons: 8
Coding region: 1-1155 (384 amino acids)
Biological process (GO): protein autophosphorylation
Cellular component (GO): cytoplasm
Molecular function (GO): ATP binding; protein serine/threonine kinase activity
Source: RefSeq, a predicted model, not a curated record
AUGCGCACGGGGCAGUGGGCGGGAAAGGGGGGAGGCAGCGGGACCCCCAGCUUCGAGCGGCUUUACCGCGUGGGACCGCUGCUGGGGAGAGGCGGCUUCGCGUCCGUGUACUCGGGGCUCCGCCUGUGUGACAACAGCCCGGUGGCGAUCAAACAAGUGGCUCGGGAGCGCAUCUCCUCGUGGGGCGAGCGGCCCAGCGGCACUCGCAUUCCCUUGGAGAUAGCCAUGUUGAGGAAGGUGCGCUCCGGCUGCAGUGCCAUCAUCCAGCUCCUCCAUUGGUUUGAGCUGCCCCACUCCUUUGUGCUGGUUCUGGAGCGUCCGGAGCCAUCGCAGGACCUCUCCGACUUCAUCAAAAAAUGGAGGUUCCUGCCCGAGGAUCUGGCGCGGGGCAUUUUCCUCCAGGUGCUGGUGGCUGUGCGGCACUGCCACAGCCGCGGUGUCCUGCACAGGGAUAUCAAGCCCCAGAACAUCAUCAUCAACUUGGCCACCAGAGAGGUCAAGCUAAUUGACUUUGGUUGCAGCACCCUCCUCAGGGACACGGUCUACACCAAAUUUAGCGGAACACCUUUGUACUACCCGCCGGAGUGGUUCCGCUGGCACUGCUACCACGGCCGUCCGGCUGCGAUCUGGUCCCUGGGCGUGCUGCUGUAUGAGAUGGUGUGCGGGGUCCUCCCCUUCCGGUGCUGCGAGGACAUCGUCAGCGGGCAGUUCUUCUUCCAGCGCCGGAUCUCUGUCGAAUGCCAGCACCUCAUCAGGUGGUGCUUGUCCAUGAGAGCUCGCGACAGGCCAUCCCUGGACGAUGUGUUCAACCACCCUUGGCUGCAAGCUACUCCAGCACCAGCCACAACCACUACGGUGACACCAACAAUGGACACAGGCACCGUGGCUACUCCAAUGACCCAAUCCAGCUCCAUCGGGGCUCCACAUGGCUCCAUCCGGACCCAUCCCGGCCCCAUCCGGAUCCGAUCUGGCUCCAUUCAGACCCAAUCCGGCUCCAUCCAGAUCCAAUCUGGUUCCAUCCGGACCCAUCCCGGCUCCAUCCAGCCCCAGUCCAGCUCCAUCCGGACCCACCCCAACUCCGCUGCUGCUGCCCCGACCCGGCACCCUGGGGCUGCUGCGGGCGCUGGGCCUGAGAGCCCGCCCCGCCACCAUUAA